Messenger RNA from Lotus japonicus, 1010 nucleotides. Its product is annotated as remorin 1.4-like. Lineage: Eukaryota; Viridiplantae; Streptophyta; Magnoliopsida; Fabales; Fabaceae. The coding region runs from base 115 to 834 and encodes 239 amino acids. The record is from RefSeq and is a predicted model, not a curated record. The transcript has 5 exons.
GUUCAGAUUAAUAAAUAGGGAGAACUAUUCUCAGUUCAUCUUCAUUCACAUCAUCAGAAUCAAACUUGGAAAUUAGAAGUUUCAACUUUCAGUACAUAUUUCAUUUUCACAAAAAUGGAAAAUAGGCUCUCCCAAAAAAGAGUGUCAUUUUCUGAUCCACAAUCAAUGAAAUACACACGAGAUGAUGAGCAUGUAACUGCAGUUGCAGCUGCUGCAUUUGCCAUUCAUUCAUUAGAGGAAGCAAGGUUGCUUAAUCUGCAGAAAAAUCUGCAAAAAAUGAGAGAGGGUCCCAAAAUUUCAAAGAAUCUUACUGUGAGAGGAGAAGAGGAGAACACAUCAAGGAAGCUGAGUAAUGGGGAAACUUCAAUGAAAAGGUCAUUUGGAGAAGACCCUCCAAGGAAAACAGAAAGUGCUAUUCCUGAAAGACGUCCAAGUAGUAUAUCCUCAGCAGCAGGGUAUCAAAGGAAGAAAGGGAUUCCAAUACAAAACAAAAAUGACAUGGCAAAAGCAGAAGCUUGGGAAAAGGCCAAGAUAGAAAGGAUUCAAAAGCGGUAUGGGAAGUUAAAGUCCAAUAUCCUUUCUUGGGAGAGUGAGAAAAAGAUUGAAGCCAAAGUACACAUGGAAAAGAAGAAGAAGGAAUUGGAGCACAGAAGAGAAAUGGAAAUACUACAUUACAAGAAUAAGAUAGCAAGGAUAGAUAUGGUAAAAAAAGGAGCAAUAACACAGUUGGAAGACCACAGAAGAAAAGAAGAGUCCAAGGUCAGAGAAAAAGCAAACAAAGUCAGAAAAACAGGAAAGGCCCCCAUCAAAUGUUUCUGCUUCAAAUCUUUCUAGGAUCAAGUCAUGGAGCUGGAACCCAAGAAUUAGAAAUGGUUCAAAAAACUUCCACCCCAACCAAGCUUCUGAAAUCUAAUGAUAGCAUACAUAACUAAGAUUAAUUGUACAUAGAUGAUGCGAUCCUACCUUGCUGCCCAAAUUGUUCAUAAUGUAUUAUAAUUGUUCAAAUUUCA